ACACUUCGUGGCCCCCUAUGCCUAUGCGUGAAUAAAAACCAGCCUGUUGUCCACACACAGCUGCGACCCCGAGGCCGAAACGUAAGUUCUCGGCGUAGCACCACCACAUAUACACACGCGUUCUUCUGCGACUCUUCUUCCUCUGUCUUUGCCAACCCACAGAAACUAGAAGAAGAGGAGAUCUGGAGAAGGCCAUUGCGUUUGCACCUGAGACCUGAAACCUCCUUCUUCUCUUCUUUCCUGUUUGCUUGGUUGGCGUCACGGGCGGCAUGGCCACCAUCCUGGAGAACAUCCAGAAGGCGAGGUUCUUGCCGACCAGGCCGCUCAAAGACGACCUGCCCACCUUCCAAGGCGGCGGCAGCAAGGAGGAGAGCCACCUCAUGGGCCUGAGGAAGCGGCUGUCCACCUUCUCGGGCAAGAUCCAGCCCAUCUCCUCCGCCUCCGCCGAGUGGGCCUUCCGGCGGUCCAGGUCCGCGCCGUCGCUCGCCGCGUUCGCCGGCGCCGCGGGCGGCCCGCUCAAGCGGUGGUGGGACUGGGGCGUCGGCUGGCUGCUCUCCAAGAAGCUCGGCUUCGCCGGCGACCUCGAGAUGAACGAGGAGGAGGUGGCCGCCCUCGGCCGCCAGAGCAAGGGCACCUGGGCGCACAUCCUCUACAAGGUGCGCUCCGGGGUCCGGCGGCUCGUCGUGUCCUCCCACUCGCUGCCCACCACACAGCACAAGCACCACUCGCUGCCCACCUCGGCGGCGCACAAGGCGCAGUGCAAGCCGCCGGCGCCGUUCGCCUACACCCAGAGAAGCUUCCAGUACGGCCAAGCCAUGGCGCAUUGAGGCCGGGCGUGCUAGGGACAAGUGGGACAAGACUAAGAUCUGGUGGUCUCGCCAUGAGAUCCAAAUCGAUACGAGGAGGCGCUCGAGAAGAAGAUGAUGAUUCAGGUUUGGGGUGAUGGCGAAGACAAUUACUCCGUACUAUUGUUUGGGAAUUUAGCUGGGGAUGAAAUUGUAGUUUUUACCAUUCUGUUUCUUGUCUACUAGAUCUAAUGUCCAUGCGUAUAGAUAUACCAAGUGUUUUGUUCGUUCUUUCCAUUCUUUUGGGUUCGUCGGACGAUGUAAAUGUUGGGAUGAUUCCUUAUGUUUUUGCCUCCUGCAGUAAAUAAAAGCUAAUGCAGAUUCAUGCUCGUA
Molecule: messenger RNA, 1178 nt
Organism: Brachypodium distachyon (stiff brome)
Lineage: Eukaryota; Viridiplantae; Streptophyta; Magnoliopsida; Poales; Poaceae
Exons: 1
Coding region: 270-827 (185 amino acids)
Source: RefSeq, a predicted model, not a curated record